Gloeophyllum trabeum ATCC 11539 is the source of this 150-nucleotide messenger RNA. RefSeq lists its product as uncharacterized. Lineage: Eukaryota; Fungi; Basidiomycota; Agaricomycetes; Gloeophyllales; Gloeophyllaceae. The annotation marks the transcript as partial. The transcript has a single exon. The record is from RefSeq and is a predicted model, not a curated record.
UUCGAGAGACUCAGAGAUGCACAGGUCAAAGCUGGACUCCCUCCCUGGGCGCCCUUCGAGUCUGAGGAGGAAUGGGGAUUAGCUCAAUGGCUUAUAAAGAAUGUUGGGCAUACUCAGCUCAAUGAAUACUUGAACCUUCCCAUAGUGCGU